Guyanagaster necrorhizus is the source of this 1075-nucleotide messenger RNA. RefSeq lists its product as uncharacterized. The annotation marks the transcript as partial. The transcript is spliced from 13 exons. The record is from RefSeq and is a predicted model, not a curated record. NCBI's taxonomy places the organism in Eukaryota, Fungi, Basidiomycota, Agaricomycetes, Agaricales, Physalacriaceae.
GAAGUUUGUAUCCAUCCCCCCACCACAGCCCUGGAUUAUGAGCAUGCCACUAAGCAGCGCAAGCAGUCUUCUCGGUCCAUGGCUUGUCGGGCUUUGCUUAGAUUUGUACCUCCAGGGCAUCCUGUCUGCUCAGAUGUUGAAUUACGUUUCGUGGUAUGGAAAGACGGACAAGCUGACAGUUCGCGCGUCCGUUGGGUUUCUUGCUUUGAUCACGACGCUCAAGUCAAUUCAGAGCUUUGCUAUCGUCUGGGUCCAGCAGAUAGAAGAUUUUGCAGAUAUCCAAAGUGCUGGUCAAUUAUUAACCACGGCGUGGUACGAAGUCGGCAAUCCAUUGAUGGUCGCCCUCAUCAGUUUUUACGUUCAAUGUUAUUAUUGCUAUAGAUUGUGGGUCAUAUCGGAGAGGUGGUGGGUAGUUCUGCCCAUCGUGCUGGUCUGCAUAUUUGCUAUCAUCGCCGCCGUAUUGACUACACGAGAUAUUGUUCACUUCAACGGUUCCCUGCCCUACUGGAUGUCUGCUCAUUUCGCGACUGUCUUUGUCGCAGAUGUGCUUCUGGCCGCAACAACAGCGUUUUUCCUCCUGAAAACCAGAAGGAAUGUUCUGCCACAAACUAAAGGCAUGAUCAACGCCCUGGUACGACUCACGUUCCAAACAGCAAUGCCUGCCGUCAUAUGUGCCCUUCUCACCAUGAUCUGCGUCUACCUUCCGAUGGGCAAACCUAGAGUCUCGACCACAUUUAACCAGGCUCUACCCAAGCUGUAUGCUAUCAGUAUGAUGUGGACCCUCAAUGCCCGGAAAGACAUUCGUGUCUUCUACUAUGAUAACGCGACCUCCAGGACGCAUUCGCGGUCCCAAAGACCUACUCUCACGGGUAGAUAUUCAAUUCAGGUCCUUACUCGUACGGAGGUCCUCCAGAUGUCGGACGCGGAUACGCAUACAGAUACCACAGCCAGAAAAAGUGAAGAAGAGGCGUCCAUUCAAAAGAAGCAAAUUGAAUAAAUUUCUAGAUUCUUAAAUAUAUUGUGGGUGAUCAUAACUACAGAUUAGAGCGGUUUCAUUAUUAGCGUUAUUCUAAAG